AAAAAACAAAACCCUUAUUAGGUUUCUUUGUCGGCGAGAGAUGACAUCAAUGGAGGAAGUAGCGAGAGAAGAAGUAGAGAUCGGCAAGGAUCUGCAGAGGAAAAUAGAGAAGACGGUGAAGAAGAUCUUGGAAAGUUCGAACUUGUACAAGAUAACAGAGAUCAAGGCGCGAGAAGAAGCUUCACUUGAAUUGGAUCUUGAUCUUUCUCAAGAUCCUUACAAGGUCAUCGUGAGAGAAGUUGUUGAAAGUUUCCUCGAAGAAGCCGUAAAGGUAAUCGGCAAUAGGAUUGCGAUGCUUCCGGAGAGGAUAGAGUCGAGUAUUUAGAUAUUGUUAAUCAAUCUAAAAGGAGUUAUUUUUAUUUCGAUCCGAUAUUGGAUAGUUUUAUGGUGAACUUAUGUGAUUUCUCAAAGAUUGUCUCCCGAUAAGAAAGAUGUGUCUAAUUAAUUCGGGGAAUUGGUAGAUGGUGAGAUUUUUAAGUUGCAGUAGAAAAUGAUGGUACACUAUUGUAAAUCAGUUCUUCUAAAUACACAGAUCAAUGCCGAUUUAGACCAAA
Messenger RNA from Arabidopsis lyrata subsp. lyrata, 554 nucleotides. Its product is annotated as mediator-associated protein 3. The record is from RefSeq and is a predicted model, not a curated record. The transcript has a single exon. Lineage: Eukaryota; Viridiplantae; Streptophyta; Magnoliopsida; Brassicales; Brassicaceae. Bases 41 to 325 code for a protein of 94 amino acids.